AUGGCGAGAGGAAAACAAAGCAAGAACACAAAACCAAAUCUUUUUAAGUUCUCCUCAGAGCACUCCUCCCCCACCACUUCACUUUCUUUGUUUACUGUUGCUCAGCCGCCGGCACCAUUAGCUCGGGUUCCUUCGGUGGCCGGUAAGACGCGACAAAACAAGCUUCCGAUUCGAGUUCCGUUGAUUGCGAACAAGGAAAUGGUGAAGGACAGAGAGCCAAGAAGAGAGGCCAUCACACCGUCAACGUCAUUAUGCGACUCGGAAGUGGAAGAUUUGGAACGCAUGUCCUUGGUGCCGUUGCCACUGAUGAAGAACAACAAGGGAUAUUUAUCGAAGCAGUUAUCGAUGGUGGAGACGUACCGGGACAUUGCUUGGGAAAGAAGGCGUCGCCAGAUUCUUCGUCAAGGGAGAGGAAAGAAUGGGAUUAGUGGUAAUGGAUUGACUGAUGAAGACCUGCAUGAACUUAAAGGGUGCUUAGAGCUCGGAUUCCGGUUCAAUGAAGAAGAAGGCAAAAAACUAACAAGAACAUUGCCUGCAUUAGACCUUUAUUUCGCCGUAAACCGCCAGCUUUCUCCGACUCCGGUCUCGACCCCUCAAAGUCAAUGCUCAUCGUCGACAUUAUCCAUCAGUGAUCGGUCAUCUUCUUUAGGAAGUCCUAGAAGCGAGUCAGAUUGGAAGAUUUGUAUCCCAGGGGAAGAUCCAGAGCUAGUGAAGACAAGGCUAAGGCAUUGGGCGCAGGCUGUGGCAUGUUCUGUGAUGCAAUCAUAUUAG
Messenger RNA from Hibiscus syriacus, 771 nucleotides. RefSeq lists its product as uncharacterized. NCBI's taxonomy places the organism in Eukaryota, Viridiplantae, Streptophyta, Magnoliopsida, Malvales, Malvaceae. The coding region runs from base 1 to 771 and encodes 256 amino acids. The record is from RefSeq and is a predicted model, not a curated record. The transcript has 3 exons.